Kluyveromyces marxianus DMKU3-1042 is the source of this 855-nucleotide messenger RNA. RefSeq names its product Ort1p (gene ORT1). Gene Ontology annotation, molecular function: L-ornithine transmembrane transporter activity. The transcript has a single exon. Bases 1 to 855 code for a protein of 284 amino acids. Gene Ontology annotation, biological process: mitochondrial L-ornithine transmembrane transport. NCBI's taxonomy places the organism in Eukaryota, Fungi, Ascomycota, Saccharomycetes, Saccharomycetales, Saccharomycetaceae. The record is from RefSeq and is a predicted model, not a curated record.
AUGUCUGAACUUGAGUCAGCUUUGAAAGACAUAGCAUAUGGUUCCAUUGCUGGUGCCAUAGGGAAAGUGAUAGAGUAUCCAUUUGACACAGUGAAAGUCCGUUUACAGACACAGCCAGCUCAUCUGUUUCCUACCACAUGGUCAUGCAUACAUUCUACUUAUGUGAACGAAGGAAUAUGGAAAGGGUUCUACCAGGGAAUAGCAUCUCCUCUUUUUGGUGCAGCACUUGAGAAUGCUGUUUUAUUUGUUUCUUUCAACCAGUGCACUAACUUUUUGAACACAUAUACCUCACUAAACUCUUUAAUGAAAACAAUAGUAUCUGGUGCGUUUGCGGGUGCAUGCGCGAGCUUUGUUUUGACACCCGUGGAGCUAAUAAAGUGUAAAUUGCAGGUUUCUAAUAUUUCGAACUCAUCUUCUGCAACCUUGCGUCAUACUGAGGUAUGGCCCACAGUCAAGUCUGUCAUCAGAGAAAGAGGAAUUUUGGGUCUAUGGCAAGGACAAUUCAGCACUUUAAUAAGAGAAUGUAUCGGUGGUGCUGUGUGGUUUACCACUUAUGAGGUAAUGAAAUUAAAACUACUCGCAUUGCAUCCUCUAGAACAAGAGAAUAAGACGUGGGAGCUUUUGGCUGCUGGUGCUACUGCUGGUGUCGCGUUUAACGCCAGUAUAUUCCCGGCUGACACUGUGAAGUCCGUUUGUCAAACAGAGCAUACUAAUAUUGUCAAUGCGCUGAAAAUAAUUUUAAGAAACCAUGGUUUCAACGGCUUCUACCGUGGCCUUGGAAUAACUUUAAUCAGAGCUGCUCCAGCAAACGCAACGGUAUUCUAUACUUAUGAAACAUUAAAGAAACUAUUCUAA